AAAGACUAGAUCAUAGAUAAUACGUUUGCAAGUCCUGGAACAGCUGACACAGUCAGCUUGUCAUAAAUGUCAAGUCAACUCAUGUAAAUGUCACUUGCUUUGCUUUGCUUUGCCUUGCCUGCUGAUUUUCCACAUUGGUAAAUGUUUUUGUUUGGAAGAGUAUAUUUAUAUUUCAAUUAUUUACGAUAAUGGCUACAUCAGAAGAACUCAUGUUAUUAGUUAAUGAUAAAAUAACCUUAGGCGAAAAUCUUGUAGUAAAAUUGGAACCAUUAAAUGAAAUAGAUGGAGUAACGAAACUGCAAAGAAAAAUAAAGCAAGAAAUAGAAUUCCUACGAAAGUUGAAAAAGUCGAAGAAUGUGAAAAUUGAACAACUAUCAUGUUCAAAUCUCCGGCACCUAGGCGCGAUGGUUGAGUUGACUCUAAGACCUGGAGUAAUUGCAGUGUGCAAAAUCUUUCACAUUAAUGACACGUCAAAAUUAGUAAUUGAUAUAAUUAGCGAAGAAGGAAGAGUAUGGACAAAAGUUAUUGCUAGGAACCCCAAGUCUCUUUCUGCCCUAAGUGCAGGAAAAGCUUCAUAUGGAGCUCGCUCAAUAUUGGAUCAAGCAGAAGAUUAUCUCGAAUGUGCUAAGCUUUACCCAUGCAUGUAUAAACCUCCCAAGGUUAUCUUCGAAUUUAUGAGUGGAAUUGAAGAAAAUUUGGCUAAUAAACUAAAAUCUGUGGGUGUGACAGUAAAAGGGGAGAUAUUGCCUAAUUCAAAUCUAUCGCAAGAUAUUAAGGAUUUAUGGAGUGAAGAGUCUAGUGAUGAAGAAUGUAGACAACAUAGUGAAGAUUCCUCAUUGAACCCCAUGCCAGAAUGUAUGGAUGAGCAUCCAGAAAUUAAGACUCUUAACUUAGAUGUAACUGCAAUGAUGGCAUAUGUGAGCAAUAUGACAAAUGGUCACUGUAAUUACAUAUUCAAACAGGAAGUCCUCACUCAGCAGGCAGCUUGGGAAGCGGAGAGACCAGUAAAACCUAUUUUAGAAAGAUUAUUCAAAGACAAGACGUUAGUGUGCUGCAGGACAGCUUGGGAUGACUUUGAAAAAAUCGUAAACACCCUUGGUGGACCCAUGGAAAUAAAAAGAACACAAGAAUUAAAGAAUGUUGUCAAAGUAUAUCCUGAUGACUAUGGUGGUGAAGAUGAUUAUCCAAGGAAGAAUUUAAAAGUAAGAGGUCAUGUUAGAUUAAGAUCCAAAAUUAUUUUUAAUUUUGGGCAUAGGAUCAAAGCUCUUACAGUUUCAGCCAAUGAAGGAUUCGUCAGGGCUGCUAUGCAACAGGGUAUAACAUAUGCAUCAUUUGUACAUGAAUCAAGAGCUUUGACCGAGAGCAAAGAGUCAACAGCAACAAAGAUCUCAUUAUGAUAUUUUAUAAUUUUUAUUUGCAAAUGAAUGUUUUUAUGGAGGCAAGAAAUAUAAGUCAAUUAUUAUAUAUCUUUAAAAUGGUUAUAAACCAGCGAAAAAAUUAUUGCCUUUUAGUUUACAAAAUAUUAUCCAUUUUAUAUACCUAAAGAUAUGAGAUAUAUUGCCUUGAUCUCAAUAUUGCAAUUAAUAAAAUAAAAACUUUGGUUUAUUUCACUACCUUGUGAGUGAGAUCCCUAGCAUUUCACGUAAUAAAUGGCGAUGUGGUGAAUUGUGACAAAUAUAUCAAAAUUAAAAAUGGUAUGUAAGUUUAGUUACCAGAGGUCCAAACUCCAAACUCCCUUCCUAUUCCUGUGAUUUUCUAAAUACGCCAAUCCUCGACCCCUCCCCCUCCCCACUUCCACGGGCGGCGCUGCGUACGGUGACGUCUGCUCGUUUGCACCAUGUCCCAUAAAAAUGCAUAUGCAUUUUUUAUGCAGCCUUUGGUAAUUUGGUGUAGGUAAUGAUAUUUUUACAUAUUUACGUAAGUGCUGAAAAUGUGAUCAGAAAUAAGUCUGAAUAAAAAAGUUUAUUUCAUUGUCAUGUUGUUAUUGACAGUCAAUUUUUGAAAAGUUAC
This is a messenger RNA of Spodoptera exigua (beet armyworm), 2010 nucleotides long. The record is from the annotation of a GenBank genome assembly. NCBI's taxonomy places the organism in Eukaryota, Metazoa, Arthropoda, Insecta, Lepidoptera, Noctuidae.